AUGGAGAGCCAGGAAGAAAACACAACUGGAAAUGACGAGGAAGAGUUCCAAACACAGAAUGGGGAAAGUGAAGGACAGCAGGAAGAGGGUGAGGAGAUGGUGGCCGACGGAGGCGUGGAGGACUGGAAUGGGUUUAUUUCAGGGGGGGCGACACUGGGUGAAGCUGAGAAUGGGGAAGUGGUGGCUGAAUGGAGACCAGGUGAACCAGUAACCCCGCAGCAUGUCCUGUGGCUGAAUGGGUACACUGAGGAGUACCUGUGUUCACUAGAGGACAACAUCUACAACGUGAACUUCUCUCGCUUCAAGAUCAGGGACCUGAGCAGCGGAGCAGUCAUCCUUGACAUCAAAAAGCACCGUCCAACAGAGAUUCAAGACGUCAUUGAACUCGAUACGAACAGAUUCAUCCAGUACCACUUCUCCCCAGCCUUCCUGGCCCUCAGGGAGAUUGGAGCUACGUUGGAGUUCACAGUGGGCAGCAAGGCACUGAACCGCUUCCGUCUGAUCGAGAGGCAUUUUUUCCGAAACCUCCUGCUUAAAACCUUUGACUUUGAGAUUGGCUUCUGCAUCCCAUACAGCAGGAACACCUGUGAGCACAUCUACUGCUUACCUGACCUGGAGCCAGAGACAGUUGAAGAAAUGAUUGCCAACCCAUUUGAGACGCGCUCGGACAGUUUUUACUUUGUCAACAACAAGCUGAUCAUGCACCAUAAAGCGGAGUACUCCUUCUCCCCUCAAAGAGAAAGUGACACAUUCAGUGAGGAGGGAAACGGGGCUCUGUCGUACCCCUAAUGCUGCUUCAGCUUGUACAAUUAUGACUUUGUUCAUAUUUACCUGAAAGCCAUGGUUUUCUCCAGUGGGGGGGAAAAAAAACUUAACAGUCAAAAGUUAACAUGAAAUUUUUCAUUUCUAAUUUCAAAAUGUCAAAAAUGAAUACUGCUACAGCUUUAUGAUGUGCUCUGUAUACAUGAAUACAUCCUUCUUGCAGAUAAUGGGUAACUUUAGACCCAAAGAAAGAUGGAAAACAUCCUGUGAUCAUGACCCCAGAGGUGUCACAAUCACAUUCAGCCCAGUUUGGGCCACAAAACCCUGUGAAAACAUAACGAAACUGAAAUCAACUCUCUGUGUUGUGGAAAGAUCGGCUUCAUUCUUCUCUGACCAACAUAGCUGCUGGAAAUCCAGGUAUCUAUAUUACAUAUGGUCACCCAUGAUAGAGGCAUAUAUAAUGAUAGAGGCACAAUUAUAUUCACAGCUCUGAACACUUGUUUGAGGACCAGUGUGUAAGAUUUAAUGGCAUCUAGUGGUGAGGCUGCAGAUUGCACCCAUUUGAAUACGUCUCUCCUUACUCCUCCUUUUCCAAGAGUGGAGGAGAACCUACUGUGGCCUUCAGCUAAUGGAAAAACUCUGCAGAGCCAGUGUUCACUCUUCCAUGGAAGAGGACCUGCUCCCUAUGUAGAUACAAAGACCUCAUUCUAAGCUGAAAACACAAUCAUUCUUAGUUUCAGGUGAUUAUACACCAAUAAAAUCCUCAUUAUGAUUAUUAUAUUCCAUUUCUGACAGUAGAAAAAUCCUACACACUGGUCCUUCAGUCCAAGAAUGGAGUUUAUACAUUGAAUAACAUGCUGCUGCUGAAGUUUUCUGACUGUGUGUUUGGCUUUCAUUAGCACGGUCCCUUUAAAAGAGUCUCCUGAUGUCAGCAGAGAACUGGUUUUAGUUGACUCUGUGAAAGUGCUGGUAUAAAUGUAACAUAAUAUCGCAUUAAA
Messenger RNA from Toxotes jaculatrix (banded archerfish), 1760 nucleotides. RefSeq names its product unc-119 lipid binding chaperone B homolog 2 (gene unc119c). Lineage: Eukaryota; Metazoa; Chordata; Actinopteri; Toxotidae. Gene Ontology annotation, biological process: mitotic cytokinesis; negative regulation of clathrin-dependent endocytosis; lipoprotein transport. The coding region runs from base 1 to 789 and encodes 262 amino acids. The record is from RefSeq and is a predicted model, not a curated record. Gene Ontology annotation, cellular component: intercellular bridge; centrosome; spindle pole. The transcript has 5 exons. Gene Ontology annotation, molecular function: lipid binding.